AUGGUAUUCAGAAUCACCACCUGGAAUGUAAAUGGCAUUCGGAAUCCAUUUGGAUAUCAGCCAUGGAGAGAAAAGCGCACAUUUCAGGCCAUGUUUGACAUUCUAGAGGCCGACAUUGUGAUAAUGCAAGAAACCAAAAUUCAGCGCAAGGACUUGCAAGAUGACAUGGUUCUCGUUCCGGGAUGGGAUGUUUAUUUCAGUCUGCCUCAGCACAAAAAGGGCUACUCUGGAGUCGCCAUCUACACUAGGAAUGCGACCUGCGCCCCGAUUCGUGCAGAGGAGGGGAUUCUCGGAGUACUCUGCCCGCCAAAGAGCAACACACCAUAUCGGGAUCUGCCCGUGGAUAAACAGAUUGGUGGAUACCCAACGCUGAGCCAGUUGAGAGGAAACGUGGAUGAAGCAUUGCUUGAUUCAGAAGGGCGUUGCGUUGUUCUAGAGUUUCCAUCAUUCGUACUGUUUGGAGUCUACAGCCCUGCAAACCGUGAUGAGACUCGAAUCGAAUUCAGGCAAAGCUUUGUGGAGGCUCUAGACGUGCGGAUACGAAACCUCAUAGCUGCAGGCAAACAGGUGGUUCUUGCCGGGGAUCUCAACAUCAUACGCAGCGAAAUGGACAGCUCCAAUAUUGCCGAAAGCCUUCGAAAAGAGGGAAUCUCGAUGAACGAGUGGCAGUCAAUGCCAACGCGGCGGAUCCUGAACCAGCUCCUAUUUGAAGGGACUGUAAUCGGCGACCGGGACGAUGACCGUGAACGUGCGGUUUUAUGGGACAUCUGCCGCUGCUUUCACCCUACACGACUGGGAAUGCACACAUGCUGGGACACGAAGAGAAAUACACGGCCGGCUAAUGUUGGCAGCCGAAUCGAUUACAUCUUGUGCAGCGACGGGCUGAAGAGCUGGUUCGUGGACUCUAACAUCCAAGAAGGACUGAUGGGAUCGGAUCAUUGCCCUGUAUAUGCCACGAUGAGCGACAAGGUGACGAAAGACGGCAGAAAGAUUGAUCUAGCAGAGGUCAUGAACCCUGCCAACAUGUUUCAAGACGGACGACGGGUCCGUAAUUGGGAACAAAGGGAUGCUCUUGCUCUUUCAGCUAAGCUUAUCCCGGAGUUUGAUCGUCGUCGAAAUAUCAAAGACAUGUUUUCACGCACGGCGUCGCAGACUGGCUCGCAAGCGGAGAAGAUUGGCGAUUCGCCGCAAAUAGAAAAUAGGGGCGUGACUUCCGAUACAGCCGCAAGCUCGGGCACGACAAUGAUCGGUGCGGGCGGCAUGGCUUGCACAAACAAUGUUGGUGCAGCAGUAGCACUGGCACCGCCGAGGGCCAACACGGGCCUAGAGCGGGGAAGGCAGACCAAGAGAGAUAGUGAACAGCCAACUGAGUUGGGAGCUCCAGCAAACAAAAAAAGUAAAAGCUUCAGCGAUGCCAAGGCCAAAGCUAGCAAUGGGCAAAGAACACUACAAGGAUUCUUCAAACCCAAGGCUGUCGCCUCAGAUACUGCAACAUCGGCAGGGGAGUUGGCUCCCGCAGACCGCAAGCAAGUGCCUGCACGGGAGCGAACACCGCCUCAGGCGAAUGGAGGGUCCUCGCAAGCACCAGUACCAUCACCAAAGACACCGACAGAGCCAAUUGUCGCUGCAACGAAGCUGUUUUCCCCGAUCAAGGUGUUUGACCCUAUUGAAGCCAAAGAAUCGUGGUCGAAACUGCUGGGCAAGCGAGUAGUUCCGAGAUGCGAGCACGACGAACCGUGCAUCAGCUUGGUGACAAAAAAACCCGGUGUCAAUUGUGGGGGCUGUCUACCACGUGGAGGCAAGGCUGACGAUUCCAUGAUUGGCAACCCGGCAGGACGUUCAUUUUACAUUUGUCCUCGCCCGUUGGGGCCAUCGGGUGAAAAGGAGCGAGACACUGAGUGGCGUUGUGGCACGUUCAUCUGGAGCAGUGACUGGAGCAGUGCAGGUUUGUCCAACGACUCGUGA
Messenger RNA from Beauveria bassiana ARSEF 2860, 1965 nucleotides. RefSeq names its product DNA lyase. NCBI's taxonomy places the organism in Eukaryota, Fungi, Ascomycota, Sordariomycetes, Hypocreales, Cordycipitaceae. Gene Ontology annotation, molecular function: DNA-(apurinic or apyrimidinic site) endonuclease activity; DNA binding; endonuclease activity. The coding region runs from base 1 to 1965 and encodes 654 amino acids. The transcript is spliced from 6 exons. The record is from RefSeq and is a predicted model, not a curated record. Gene Ontology annotation, biological process: base-excision repair. Gene Ontology annotation, cellular component: nucleus.